AAAUAUAUUCGAGGAAUAUGCAAACCUAGAUUUAUAAGUCUCAUGCACGGUCUGAUUCCAGUACUACAAACACUCAUUACCCAAAUAGAUCACUUAACCUCUUUCCCUCAUCAUGGCCAUAACACUCGAACUCAUUAUUCUUUUUCUCGUAUCAUUUUUCCCAAUCCCUUCGCUCUCCAUUUCAGACGCCUUCGUUUACGGUGGCUGCUCCGCAUUAAAAUACGUGCCAAACUCCCCGUACGAGUCCAACCUCAACUCCCUGCUCACCUCACUCGUCAACUCAGCCACCUAUUCGGCCUACAACAAGUUCACCAUCACCGGGUCUAGCCCAAACGACGUCGUCUACGGCCUCUUCCAGUGUCGCGGGGACUUAGCCAUGCCUGACUGCGCCACCUGCGUGGCCCGAUCAGUCAGUCAAAUCGGCUCCAUGUGUCGACAAACUGCUGGUGCUGCUAUACAGCUAGAAGGAUGCUUUGUCAAAUAUGACAAUACCAGCUUCAUUGGUGUGGAGGAUAAGACCGUUGUUCUACAUAAAUGUGCGCCGUCUAUCGGAUACGAUACGGAUUUGAUGAACCGUCGGGAUGCUGUGUUGAGGAGUUUGGGAGGUUCUGGGGGACCUUUCAGGGUUGGCGGGUCUGAAGAUGUUCAAGGUAUGGCUCAGUGUGUAGAGGACUUGAGUGCCGGGGAGUGUCAAGAUUGUUUAAAAGAGGCCAUCGGACGGCUCAAAAGUGAUUGUGGAGGUGCUGUUUAUGGUGAUAUGUUCUUGGCCAAGUGUUAUGCUAGAUUUUCAACUAGUGGUGCUCAUGCUUAUGCCAAAUCAAACCAUGGUAAUUCUCACAGUGAUGGUGAGAAAACAUUUGCAAUUAUCAUUGGAUUAUUAGCUGGGGUGGCCCUCGUUAUCAUUUUCUUAACGUUCUUGAAGAAAGUAUUUGGAGGACACGGUAAAUAAGAUGCCAGCAAAGUGAAUAUGCAAAGAAUAUCUACGUACCUUUUCUUAACAUUAGAGUUUACUUUGUAUUCAAUUAUCAUAUCUGCUUUAGUUUCUCUUUGUUAAGCAAAACUUUAUUUUUGUAUGAGAAAGUAAAAGAUAACGUGACGAAAAACACAGAAGAAAAGCUACUAAGAUUCCCACUGAAUCAAAAGUGGUACAUUUUGUUUUGUCAUUUAUCUAAUUUUCCUGUAAUCCCUCUUUGUGAUUGUGUAGUUCUUUUCUUUCAGUUGAAUACAUCAUGUAUUACAUUUUUUGA
Daucus carota subsp. sativus is the source of this 1247-nucleotide messenger RNA. RefSeq names its product plasmodesmata-located protein 7. The record is from RefSeq and is a predicted model, not a curated record. Bases 113 to 949 code for a protein of 278 amino acids. Gene Ontology annotation, cellular component: plasmodesma. Lineage: Eukaryota; Viridiplantae; Streptophyta; Magnoliopsida; Apiales; Apiaceae. The transcript has 3 exons.